AUGUCUAGCUCAGUAAAUUUCCUCCUCUCGCAACGUUUAAAUACCAUUUGUCAUCUCACUGAAUUGUCGACACUAUUAUUUCAAUAUAUAAACAUUCAAUUAACAAACUAUCUCCAUACUCUUAAAUACAGUUACCAUGUUUUUUCACACUUUUCAUUAUCUUUGGAUAAGUCCUGCAAAGUCAAAUACGGUAAACAAGUCCUAAAAGAAGGAAAAGAAUUAUCAAUCAGCGGAAAGCUAUACAAAGUCGAAGAUUGUCACUUACAACGUGCCUAUCAAGCAUGCGGUACUCAUCUGUGGUUUAUGCUCAACAUUGUCUGCGGAGCUAUUGAAUCUCAAAAAGUGAAGCCCAAACGAAGUCUCCUACGCACACGAAGAUUCACUCAAGAGAAGUUACUUUCGGAUGCUUGUUGUGAAAACUCAUGUACUGUCGCCGAGUUAGCACGAUAUUGUCCAUAG
Messenger RNA from Adineta ricciae, 459 nucleotides. Lineage: Eukaryota; Metazoa; Rotifera; Eurotatoria; Adinetida; Adinetidae. The record is from the annotation of a GenBank genome assembly.